Molecule: messenger RNA, 935 nt
Organism: Culicoides brevitarsis
Lineage: Eukaryota; Metazoa; Arthropoda; Insecta; Diptera; Ceratopogonidae
Exons: 2
Coding region: 60-935 (291 amino acids)
Molecular function (GO): protein binding
Source: RefSeq, a predicted model, not a curated record
CAAUUGAAUCUGUGUUCAGGUCAGCCUAUUAGUUAAUCCAAAAUAGUGGAACGCAAAAGAUGUUCUCGCGGCAAAAAUCAUCCUUUAAGCCUUUUCAGGCACUGGCAAAUGGUUUUAACGGAAAUUUCCACUGUGACGUCGAAAUUCGAACCCAAGGAGGCUGGAAAAUCAAUGCUCACUCUUUUUAUUUGGCAUCCUGCUCAAAAUUCCUCCAAAAAUGCUUGGAAAAUGUUCGACCAGGUACCGUUCCAACGAUUUAUUUGCCCGAUGUGAAACCGAGUGUCGUACAGGCUUUGUUGCAGUUCAUCUAUACAGGAGAGACAAAUUUACACAAAGAUGACAUCGAAGAAUUCUAUUCCAUUGGGAAAUGUUUGCAAAUGGACGCCAUCAACGAAGUUUCCGAACAUUCGUGCAUUCCAAGACCACCAAUUUCGACAAAUUUGACGAAUUUAUCGUAUCAACGUCCCAUCGAGGAAGGAGAACUCAUGCAGGAUGAUCCCCUGGACGAUGUCGAUGACGAUUCUAAUGACGCUGAGAUGCUCGAUGAGCCGAAUGAUGUUACCUUGUGUGCGGAUGGCGUGAAAAAACAUCAAAUUGUGUGUCGCCAAAACUUGCCAUACUUCAAGACGAAGCUCCAGGCAUCCAUAGCGACACUUUAUUCCUCAUUCGACAUCAAUAUGGAAGUAAAUUUCAAGGUAGAAUUGAACACGGACCCUCUUUCGGUGAAAAGUUCGACAAAAUGUCCGAUUUGCCGCAAGUCAUUCAAUUUAUACGCACGUCUGGACAGACAACGGAACCGAUUUAUCCAAUGGAACACGUCAAAAUAUCGUUUGCAUUUCAAACAAAAGCAUUCACGAACCCCCGAGGCACUGCCGCCAACGGAAAAUUACGAUUGCGACAUUGUCAAAGUUGAGAUGGAUGAGUUUGGGACCUGA